UAGUGCUCUGUGGAUUAAAGUAAUCCAGCCCCUUUAAUAUCGGUGCGGUCCACCACUCGAAAAAUAAAUCAUCAUGGAGUACAGACUGCAGCACAUGUUACUGUUGGCCAUCCUGCUGGUGACUAAAGGUUUUGAUGGGCUUCAGGCUCAAGAGGAUGGCAAUGAGACAUGGGCUGAAAAAACUUGCAAAUGUGAUUGUGAUGAAGAUUCCUCUUACAAGCUGCUGUCUAAAGGUUUUAGAUCCACCUGGGCACAGGGCAUGGUCUGCAUGCCAGAGUGUCCUUACCAUAAGCCCCUUGGUUUUGAGGAAGGGUCUGUGACAUCAGAUCAAAUCAGCUCCUCCAAUCAAGAGCAGUAUACGGGCUGGUUCUCCUCCUGGACUGCAAACAAAGCAAGACUCAACAGUCAGGGAUUUGGGUGUGCCUGGCUGUCUAAAUUUCAGGAUACCAACCAGUGGCUUCAGAUUGACCUGAAAGAAAUCAAAGUGGUUUCUGGUAUCCUGACCCAGGGGCGCUGUGACUCGGAGGAGUGGAUGACUAAAUACAGCGUGCAGUACCGCACCAAUGAGAAACUCAACUGGAUCUACUACAAGGACCAGACUGGAAACAACAGAUUGUUCUAUGGGAACUCUGACCGUUCAUCAACAGUCCAGAACCUGCUGCGUCCACCUAUCGUAGCGCGUUACAUCCGUAUCAUACCACUGGGUUGGCACACCCGCAUCGCUAUCCGCCUGGAACUACUACUUUGCAUGAAUAAAUGCAUCUGAUCCAGUGGAUGCCAACAAUGCAAUACCCAACUAUUUCCUGCACUGUCCCUUUUCUUAUACUGUACUCCAACAUGCCAAAGUGAAAUUACUGUCCUAUGUUUAUUCUUUUUAUGAACAAGCAAUCUGUUAUUUUAUAUGGAAGAAAUUAGAUGAACUAGAAAAUGUUAGAUUUACACAAUAGAUCUGUUUUUAUAUAUUCUAGAAUAUAUAAAUAUUCUGUCCAAUAUUUACCCAGCAUUGGGUUAAAAAUAACCCAGCAAAAUUAAUAGUGCAAUAUAAGGCCAAAGACCCUCUCUGGUUGAUAAAAAAAGCUUGCAAAUCUGAAAAGAUUAUUUGGGGAGAUCACAUGGGUUUGUAUUGGGUGUGAUAUUUUUGUAAAGGUAAUGUAGAGUAGUUCCUCACUGUAACCAAUUACAGUGACAGUUACUACUUUGUUUACCUGUGUUCAUGGCUCACCUGAAAAGUCUUUGUUGAACACUUAUAUCUAAAGCAUCAUACAUUCAAUUUAUGUUUCCCAAGUUUAUGUUCCCAAUAGUAUUUUUUAUUUAAACAAAGAACACACCACCUAGCCUACUGUACCUUGAAUGUUUUCUAGUAAUUAAUUUAAGUAGCCUAUUUGAUCUGAUGUGAAUGAGUUGUGAUGUGUAUUGUUUAGGA
Molecule: messenger RNA, 1423 nt
Organism: Paramisgurnus dabryanus
Lineage: Eukaryota; Metazoa; Chordata; Actinopteri; Cypriniformes; Cobitidae
Gene: rs1a
Product: retinoschisin 1a
Cellular component (GO): plasma membrane
Molecular function (GO): signaling receptor activity
Source: RefSeq, a predicted model, not a curated record